GUAGGAAAGCAAAUAACGGGACGGGAUCGGCUGCCUAUAUGACUCCCGUUAUUUAUCUCCCUCCCUCUCACGCCCGUCCGCCGCUCCCCUGCACGCGCGCGCACUCUCUCCGCGGCCGCAAAGCCUCCGCCGUCGCGCCGCGCCGCGCUCCUCCGCCGCGAGCCAUGGCUUCUGGCGCGGGCGACGACGCCGGGAUGGACGCCGUCCAGAAGCGGCUCAUGUUCGAGGACGAGUGCAUUUUGGUGGAUGAACAAGACAAUGUUGUUGGCCAUGAAUCAAAAUAUAACUGCCAUCUGAUGGAAAAGAUUGAAUCUGAGAAUCUACUCCACAGGGCUUUCAGUGUAUUCCUUUUCAACUCAAAAUAUGAGCUGCUACUUCAGCAAAGGUCCGCAACAAAAGUUACAUUUCCUUUAGUUUGGACCAAUACCUGCUGCAGCCAUCCUCUGUAUCGUGAGUCUGAGCUUAUCGAGGAGAACUACCUUGGUGUUAGAAAUGCAGCACAGAGAAAGCUCUUGGAUGAGCUGGGCAUCUCAGCUGAAGAUGUCCCAGUUGACCAAUUCACGCCUCUUGGUCGGAUUCACUACAAGGCCCCAUCUGAUGGAAAAUGGGGCGAGCACGAGGUUGACUACCUGCUGUUCAUUGUCCGGGAUGUGAAGCUGCAACCGAACCCGGACGAAGUAGCCGAUGUGAAGUACGUGAACCGCGAGCAGCUCAAGGAACUCAUCCGGAAGGCAGACGCCGGCGAGGAUGGCGUGAAGCUCUCCCCCUGGUUCAGGCUGGUCGCCGACAACUUCCUCAUGGGCUGGUGGGACCACGUCGAGAAAGGCACGCUCACGGAGGCUGUCGACAUGGAGACCAUCCACAAGUUGAAGUAAGUGGCUUCCGCGCCGCCGUGGCUCCGGUGAUCUCAUCGCACUGUUGUUGUGAUGAGUGUUUACACUCCUACCGCGGAAGUGGCCUUGUAUGUCGCUAGGCUGGAAGUAUCUAUCAUUUUGGACCGACGUUAAGUGCUCCGUGGAAGAACUCUAGAUUACCUUUGGGAGGGUUUAUUCUUCUAUGCUUGUUCAGUAACCGCUUUUAGACAUUUUACUUUAACCGGUGCUUAUAUAUUGUCUGAAUAAAGUUUAGGAGGGACUUGUUCGUUGCUA
Messenger RNA from Phragmites australis (common reed), 1148 nucleotides. Its product is annotated as isopentenyl-diphosphate Delta-isomerase I-like. Gene Ontology annotation, biological process: isopentenyl diphosphate biosynthetic process; isoprenoid biosynthetic process. The coding region runs from base 39 to 875 and encodes 278 amino acids. The record is from RefSeq and is a predicted model, not a curated record. The transcript is spliced from 6 exons. NCBI's taxonomy places the organism in Eukaryota, Viridiplantae, Streptophyta, Magnoliopsida, Poales, Poaceae. Gene Ontology annotation, cellular component: cytoplasm. Gene Ontology annotation, molecular function: isopentenyl-diphosphate delta-isomerase activity.